GAUGUGUCAUAACAACUGAUAUUAUACAUCAAUAGGUGCUAUAAUUAGUGAAUUUAGUCAACACUUUAUUUGUCAAUAUUUCAAAGUAAUAACUAAAACAACGAUUAUUGUUGUGAUUAACGACAACAAUGAGUGACCAGAUUUUUGGCGGAAGAGAGAUAUCUCAUAUAUCAUUGAGUUGUGAAAGAUAUUUUGACAUUGGGUUUGGCAUCACUGACAUUGGUAUUCAAUUGACACGAUUGAGACCCUCACGAGUGUUUGCAAGUAUUGUCUUGUAUUUCGAUGCCAUUCGUGAGUUAUAUUAUUAUCGAGUGACCAGAAGUAGUGGUCAGACAUAUGAUGUCAUACUAAUUCAUUUAACCGAUGAUAACAUCUAUAAACGUCUUUACAAUAUACUGGACAUUCCUCAAGAAAAUUUCGAUGCGGAAGAUGUCGUUCACCGAUAUUUUCGGAUCUAUUUGAGUCAACAAAUUGAUGUCCAAUUCAUCAAUCAAAUCAAUCAAUGGUUAAUAUUAUGUGGACGUCCUUUCAGAUUCAUUGAAUUACCGCAACAUUUGGUCGACCAGUUGUUUGAUCCGUCGAGACUGUGAUAAUAUAUUGUUCACCAACUGAUCCAUACUUUUGUUAUUUUAAUUGAUCCGUAAAUUCAAUUAAU
Oppia nitens is the source of this 655-nucleotide messenger RNA. RefSeq lists its product as uncharacterized. NCBI's taxonomy places the organism in Eukaryota, Metazoa, Arthropoda, Arachnida, Sarcoptiformes, Oppiidae. Bases 129 to 590 code for a protein of 153 amino acids. The record is from RefSeq and is a predicted model, not a curated record. The transcript has 2 exons.